CAGUUCUAAACAACACUACUAAUAUCACACUGCAUUGCAUUCGAACGAAAACAUAAAAACAAAAGUAGUUUAGUGCACUUGUAUACAAAUAUCGUGUGUAUAACAUAAUAAUAAUAAUUAAAUAUAAAAUUAAAUGUGCAGUUGGACCAAGAGCGUACGGUAGAUUUUUAUUUUAUAAACGCAUUUCAGCAGAAUUCCAGGCUCCCCAGAGGAGACCAGACAUCAAUGUCGUACUUUGGCGUCUAUAUACCUCCAUCCAAAGCGGGAUUUGAGGGCACAACAGCGCAGUGUGCAGGGUCAAUAGCCGCCGAUAAUAUAAAAAUUGUGCCUGUCAGUGGAGCGAAUGAUUCAAAUGCGACAAAAUAUGAGGAUCCUGAAUACCCUCCCGAUUCGCCGCUCUGGUUGAUAUUUACCGAAAAGUCGAAGGCACUGGACGUGCUGCGCAAUUACAAGGAUGCACGUCUGCGCGAGUUUCCAAAUCGCGAGCAGGCUGAAAGCUACGUACAGUUUGGCUUUGAGAGCAUCGAGUCAUUGAAGCGUUUCGGCAAAGCCAAACCAGUCAGCAAGCCUGUACAAUUGCCUACGGUGAUUGGUGUUGGAUUUAAGACAUCUUCUGGCGGCUCAGACAGUCCGUUUUCCUCGUCACCCACUAACAGCGCCAGUAGCUCGCCCUGUUCCACAGUAACUUUGUCCAAUAUGAUUAUUUCUAUGCCAAACAGCAGCAGCACUAGCAGCUGUGUCGUCACUGUAGGCAGUGGCAACGCAGUUGGAAGUGCCAGUAGCUCUCUAAGUGCAGAGCGCCCACCGUUUCGGGCGCCGACCAAGCAGGAGCUCGUUGAGUUUCGGAAACAAAUUGAGGCCGGAAAUUAUGAGCGAGUCAAACGCAUUGUUUGGGAUAAUCCACGGUUCCUUAUCAGCAGUGGUGACACACCCACCAGCCUGAAGGAGGGAUAUCGCUAUAAUGCUAUGCACAUAUGUGCCCAAGGCAAUCAAGCCCUUGUCGCAGAGCUUAUAUUAAAAAUAAUCUCAGAUCGCGACUUCACUCAGCUGUAUGCCGGCAAGAAGAGUAGUGGCGAGAUGUGCGCUGCCAUGAAUGAGAAUCUGCUCGAUUACUAUCUUAACAUGCCUGACAAGGGUCGCGGGGAGACUCCGUUGCAUUUUGCCGUUAAAAACGGUCAUAUUGCUAUAGUUCAAGUUCUUACUUCCUAUCCGCAAUGCAAAUCCCUGAAAAAUACUGAGGGCAUGUAUCCCAAAGAUAUAAUAUGUCAGCGAGCACCAAAUGCCGGCCCGGAUGUAUGCAAGAAACUGGAACUGUUGCUGUCAGAGCCACAUUAUGUGCCUGUUAUGCGCGCGGUACACAACGAGCUGCCACCGCAUGUUGGACAACCUUUUACGCCUAAUGAACCGCCGAACAUGCAGUACAAGACCGACGAGAGUGAUCGUCUCAAUGUAGACCUUACAAUCAGUGCUUUGGCUGGCCCAAUGCCACGUGAGCAAGCAUUUAAUUUCUUUCGAAGAUGGAAGACACCUCCUCGCAUUGGAAGCAAUGUGAUAUCUCCGCUGGCUGGCUCGCCAUUCGUCUCGCCCAUGAAAACGCCAAGCAACAAGUCAUUUGUCAAUAAAAGCACGGGCCAAAUGUCAACAGGUCGACGCGUCCUUUUUAGCCCCACGACGCCAAACAAGUCACUGAACGAGCCAAACGGCAAUCACAAGUCACAGCAAGCUAUGUCACUUCAAAAUGGUGAUAUGGAAAAUAUUGAGAAUAACAAUAACAACCAUUGCGCCUUAAAGGACAACUCAAGUGCACCGAAACGCAUGAUUGAUAUACCCUCGACGCCCAUACGGCAAAUGAGGCCGGAUCUGUUUUUGGAAUACCGCAGUAGCAAUUCGUCACCGCAUGUCGAUGAAUCGCCGGACAGGGCUUUGGAUUUUAGCCUUAACGUGUCAAAUCUGAAUGAUAGUUUCCGUGAACGUCAUAUUAAAAACUCGGACAUUGAAAAGGGGCUCGAGGUGGUCGGUCGUCAAUUAGCGCGUCAAGAACAAUUGGAGUGGCGCGAAUAUUGGGAUUUUCUUGAUACUUUCAUAGAUAUUGCUUCGAGUAAUGGACUUACACGCCUGGACGGUUAUCUAUCGGCUCAAUUGGAGCAGUCGCAGGCCUCACUGUUGUCCGAAAAAUCCGAUCAAGUGUGGAGUCUGUCACAAAUGCAGCAUUAUCUUGAUCUAAUAGCAGAUCGUAGUAAAACAAGCAACGCUACAAGUGGUGGUAGCGCCAUUACUCAAGUGAUGACACCCUAUACAUGUGUGGAGAAGUCGUUGCAGGUUUUUGCAAAACGCAUCACUAAAACCCUUAUCAACAACAUUGGCAACAUGGUAUCCAUUAACGAUAUGUUGCUUUCUGAGCUGAAAAGACUGAAAUCUUUAAUUGUAAGCUUUAAGGAUGAUACACGCUUUUUUACUGUAGAUUUUAGUAAAGUCCACUCGCGUAUUGCUCAUCUCGUGGCUAGCUAUAUUGCCCACUCGAUGGAGGUCAGCGCCGCCCUGCGAUACCAACUAAUGCAAAUGCUGCGCAAACUGUUACAGCUGAAUGGCGAUCGUCGAGAGCAUUUGCACUGUGUGUGCGCCAGCAUGCUACAAAUGUUAGAACUGGCGCCAACUGUCCAGUUGCCAGAUGCAUUGAAGACCGAGGAAUUGUGCUCGGCUGCCUGGCAGGUGGAACAGUCCUGCGCCUGUCUAUGGGAAGCGAAUCUUAGUCGCAAAACCAGUCGACGCAAACGCACUGAAUCUUUGCGUGCUCAACUGCAAGAUAUUAGCAACGCGACCACAACACUGACGGCGACCGCACUCACUUUGCGCAAUUCCGUCCCGUCAAAUGUUGCGGUCGUUUAUCCUACCGCUAAAAAUUCCGCAUAUCGCAGCAGCGAUAAUCAUAGUGAUGAUGAUGAUAUUGAUAGCGACGACGAAAUGUUCUUUUAUGAAUGUGGCGGCGGUGACAGUAGCGAGGAUGAAGAUAUAUUUCUUACACCGCCUGAGAGUCGCUCGCCAAGGUUGUCUUGCGAAUUGGAACCACGUUAUGAGCUCUUCAUUUUCGGCAAGGAGCCUACAAAGCGCGAUUUGGACGUAUUGAAUGCUAUUUUCCAUGUGAAAAUUGAUAAGGAUUCAUUACCCUUCGUGCAUGCCUGGCGAACAGCUAUGGAAAACUUUUCCACAGCUGAAAUGGAUCUCUUCCCAUCACCGAAAAGUGUGCAGAAAACACACAAGUCGUCAUCGUAUUUCGCCAUUAGCACCACUCCUAAGAACCUAAGCAGCGUUGGCGCUGUUAAUAGUAAUGCCAGCAGUAUUGUAGCCGAUAGCGUUUCACUUGCGCAUCCAAAACGACUUUUCGCUACGCCAAAACUGAAUGCAGUGGCGGCCCGCCGUCACUCUGCAACACCAUCGACGCCUCCGAAACCGACACGAUUACCAGAGAAAACUACGCCGCUGUGGGACCCGCCAAUGGAUACCUCGUCACCAAUGCCAUCGUUAGCAACAGUUGCUGCAGCCACUGUUUCACAGUCAUUCCAAACGCCGCUCAACAAAAUGCGCGGCCUUUUUAGCAAAUACCGUGAGGCGCGCCAGGAAUCCACUCCGGCGGCUUUUUCGCUAGAUAUGAUUAAUGCCCGCCCCAACAAGUCACUAUUAAUGGAAGAGAGCGACUGAUGAUUGAAAUUUUGAAGCAGAUCAGAUGUACUGGGAACUGCCUUUUAAUAUAUAAUUUCUUUAAUUAACGUGCAAAAUCGUGAUGUCUACCUGCUUCGAACCCAAACUAAAAAAUAAAUUACAAAAUCAAGGGUAUUUAUGGAGUUAUCAUUGUUCUUGUUUAAACUAAAAA
This is a messenger RNA of Drosophila innubila, 3868 nucleotides long. RefSeq lists its product as uncharacterized. Bases 226 to 3696 code for a protein of 1156 amino acids. Gene Ontology annotation, cellular component: endoplasmic reticulum. Gene Ontology annotation, biological process: negative regulation of phosphorylation. The transcript has 9 exons. NCBI's taxonomy places the organism in Eukaryota, Metazoa, Arthropoda, Insecta, Diptera, Drosophilidae. Gene Ontology annotation, molecular function: protein phosphatase 2A binding. The record is from RefSeq and is a predicted model, not a curated record.